AUGGUUCAAGUCCGUAUUGCCACAUCGAAUAAUACAAAUCUGAACACGACUAAAUUUCGAAAGCGGGAGAUUAUAAUGCUAAGUGUCAAGUCUUCGAUGUCUUCAUGGAUGCAUAAGUUUAAGCUAAAUUUGAGAAAGGCAGCGGCGGAGGUGUUAUCGGACUCAAGUGAUAGUGAAUAUGGUAAGUCCACGGUUGAAGCUUUUUUUGAUGGUGAUACGGAGGUGCCCGUCGAGAGAGCUUCAGAAGUUGAGGCCGAUGGGGAGGAGAACAGUCAUGCCACUACCCUUACUUGUACUUUAAGAUCGGACAGAGAGGCAGCUAUCGGGGCUGCAGCAAGUACAGACCCAGACCGGCCAUUAAGCUUUACAUUUCUAAACUUUGAUCCAUCUGUAGCUUGCGACGUAUCACGAAGCCAAUCUGACGAGCCGUUCAUAGAUGGGCCUACCAUUUGGAAGGCUAGAAGGCAACUCUGGACCGCGAAAACAGAACAAAAUACCAUUAAAGAAGCAUCUGAACAUAGAGCUAAUUUUCAAAAAAUCAGGCCUCAGUAUUACACUCGUAUUUAUAGAAAGCUAGUCAUAGAAGGCAAGUCCUUGAGCCAACCUGUCAACUUGCAGGAUGUGAUGAAGAUUUUAGAUUGUGGCUGGAUAGAAACGAAUAAAUGGGAACGAGCAGCAAAAGGACUCGGUUAG
Molecule: messenger RNA, 693 nt
Organism: Eremothecium cymbalariae DBVPG#7215
Lineage: Eukaryota; Fungi; Ascomycota; Saccharomycetes; Saccharomycetales; Saccharomycetaceae
Gene: GAG1
Product: Gag1p
Exons: 1
Coding region: 1-693 (230 amino acids)
Source: RefSeq, a predicted model, not a curated record